GUCCCCGGGUGUCCCAGGUGAAGGGUGGCUCCACCUCGUCCCUCCCCUCGGCGCCUUCCUGCCUUCCUUGUGCCUGUCACUGGGGAUUAACGCAGGGACAGCCCCGGGCUUGGGGACAGGGACGGGGACAGGGCCACCAGCCACCUCCUCUGGAUGUAGGAGGCCUCGGCCGGCUGGGGAGGACCGAGGGCGACAUCCCCCAUCGCUGCGGUGGGUGAGGACGGGGACCCCCCCGCGCCCCGCCAGCCCUUGGGGGCACCAUGAAGGACCGGCUGGAGCAGCUCAAGGCGAAGCAGGACGCGGACGAUGACACCGAGGAGCUGGAGAUCGCCGUCGACAACACGGCGUUCAUGGACGAGUUCUUCUCGGAGAUCGAGGAGACCCGGCAAAACAUCGACAAGAUCUCGGAGAACGUGGAGGAGGCCAAGAAGCUCUACAGCAUCAUCCUCUCGGCCCCCAUCCCUGAGCAGAAGACCAAAGAUGAUCUGGAGCAGCUGACGGCGGAGAUCAAGAAAAUGGCCAACAGCGUCCGCAACAAGCUGAAGAGCAUGGAGAGGAACAUCGAGCAGGAUGAGGCACGGUCCUCCGCCGACCUGCGGAUACGCAAGUCCCAGCACUCGGUCCUGUCCCGCAAGUUCGUUGACGUCAUGACCAAAUACAACGAGGCGCAGGUCGACUUCCGGGAGCGCAGCAAGGGCCGGAUCCAGCGCCAGCUCGAGAUCACCGGCAAGAACACGACGGACGAGGAACUGGAGGAGAUGCUGGAGAGCGGGAACCCCUCCAUCUUCACCUCGGGGAUCAUGGACUCGCAGAUCUCGAAGCAGGCGCUGAGUGAGAUCGAGGGGCGGCACAAGGACAUCGUGCGGUUGGAGAGCAGCAUCAAGGAGCUCCACGACAUGUUCGUGGACAUCGCCAUGCUGGUGGAGAACCAGGGAGCCAUGAUCGACCGCAUAGAGAACAACAUGGACCAGUCCGUCGGCUUCGUGGAGCGAGCCGUGGCCGACACCAAAAAGGCCGUGAAGUACCAAAGUGAGGCCAGGAGGACGCUUCCGACUGUCCCAGCGGCGACGUCUCCCAUGGGACCCUCUCCGGCACCGCGGCCUGGCCCCCCCUUCUCCCCGCUUCUCCCGGACUUGCUGCCCUCAGCCCCCACGUACCGGGUCCCCCCCCGGGCUCGGCACCGCUGCCUCUCCCUCCACCAAGGGACCCCCUUUGCCGGAGCGUUCUCCCCUGCCAGACCACUCCCUGCAGCCCCCGCUGUCCUGCCGGUCCCUGGGGGUCUGUCCUCCUUGUCUUUGUGUCCCCGACACGGGAAGGGGACAGGACUCAACUAUUUAUUUUCCCUUUGCUGAUAAAUCAACUUCUCCUGGUCCCCCAUCUCUUGCUGGGGGCCGUGUCGGCACCGCAGGGGAUGCGGCAGCCGGUGCCACGACCCCGGCGAGAGGAAACGAGGUGAUUCGGUGGGGGGAGUCGAGGGCUGGACCCUCAUGGGCGUCCCGGGAGGACGAGGGACAGGGACACGGUUAAGACAAGGGGUUUGGUGGCACCAGCAGCUGCCGGCAGGUCUGGCCACGCUUUGCUGUCUACCGUGCCGCGGCAGACGGAGCUGCCAGGGACCUUGUCCCCUCCUGGCCUUGAUGUCCGCAGCUGGCGCGUCCCCCGACGCCGACCGCCCCGGCGCUGCGGGGAGCUGGGGCGGGAGGACGCGGCGGUUGCGGUUAUUUAAUUCCCGUGCCAAUAAAGAUCCCUGCUGAUGCCCGCCCUGCGCCUCUCCUCUCCGCGCGCAACACGAUGCCGGGGUGCUGCGGGGACAAGCGGGGUGCUGGCACCCCAGAAACCCGAAGCGGGGGGGCUGCUGCCCCCAGGCUGAGCACAGCUCUGGCUCAGCUUGCGGCAGCCGCAACAUUGUGGCUGGGCUGGUGGCUUUGGCAGAGGACGUGGCGUCUGGGACCGGCCCCGGGUUUUGGGUGCUGUAGCGAAGCAGCCCCUCGGGGUGGAGAUGUGACAGGGGAGCGUGGGGCUGGGGACACCCCAAAACCCCACGGACUCUGUCAGGCUGGGUCAGACCACCUUCCCCAUCCCCCCGCGGUUUUGGGUAAGUCACAGCGAUGGGGACGCGUCCCCCCGGUGCUUGGCCACUGUCCGAGGGUGACGCCGGCGCA
This is a messenger RNA of Grus americana (Whooping crane), 2162 nucleotides long. It is a transcript of the gene STX3, whose product is annotated as syntaxin 3. The coding region runs from base 261 to 1352 and encodes 363 amino acids. Gene Ontology annotation, cellular component: presynaptic active zone membrane; SNARE complex; endomembrane system. Gene Ontology annotation, biological process: exocytic insertion of neurotransmitter receptor to postsynaptic membrane; synaptic vesicle fusion to presynaptic active zone membrane; intracellular protein transport. Lineage: Eukaryota; Metazoa; Chordata; Aves; Gruiformes; Gruidae. The record is from RefSeq and is a predicted model, not a curated record. The transcript has 10 exons. Gene Ontology annotation, molecular function: SNAP receptor activity; SNARE binding.